AUGUUCGAAGAUCCUGCUCCAGGAUCGAUGUUUUCUGCUAAUCAGCAAUGCCAGUUCGUAUUCGGACCAUCAGCUGAACUUUGUCCAUAUAUGCCUGCAUGUCGCAGAUUAUGGUGUGCGACAUAUUAUGGAUAUCAAAUGGGCUGUCGUACGCAGCAUAUGCCUUGGGCUGAUGGUACACCGUGUGGGAACAAUCAGUGGUGUCACCGUGGUGAAUGUGUUGGUAUGGCCCCGCAGCAACGAGCGAAGCAAGAUGGCUCUUGGGGUGAAUGGAAAAAUUGGGGUGAUUGUUCCAGAACUUGUGGUGGAGGUGUUCAAAAGGCACUACGUGAUUGUGACAAUCCACGACCUAGUAAUGGUGGCAAAUACUGCGUAGGGCAACAAGAGCGUUAUCGACCAUGUAAUAUUCAAGAUUGCCCAUGGGAUACACCAGGUUUUCGGGAAGUACAGUGUUCUGAUUUUGAUAAUCAGGAUGUUGGAAUUCACGGAGUACCUCCAAACUCUCGGUGGUUGCCAAAAUAUACCGGAAUAAGUGACAAUGAGAGGUGUAAACUGUAUUGCCGACUUAGUGGAUCAGCUGCAUUCUAUCUGCUGAAGGAUAAAGUUUUGGAUGGCACUCCAUGUUAUCGACAUGGAGAUGAUAUGUGCAUUGAUGGCACUUGUCAUAAGGCUGGCUGCGACCAUCGUUUAGGCUCUGAAAUGAAACGUGAUAAAUGUGGAAUUUGUGGCGGUGAUGGAAGCACGUGUCGUGUUGUAUCAGGUAGAUAUAACGAGCGUGGAUCAUUUGGGUACAAUGAAGUAUUGAAGAUACCUGCUGGCUCCGCUAAUAUUGAAAUUACUCAACAUGGAUAUCGUAAUCAAAAGGAAGACGAUAAUUAUCUCGCUUUACGAAAUGCAAAUGGAGAGUUCCUGCUCAAUGGUCACUACCAAGUAUCCGUUUUCCGUCAACAGAUUUCCAUACAAGAUACUGUACUUGAAUAUUCUGGUAGUGAUCAUAUCAUAGAACGAAUCAAUGGUACUGGACCUAUACGAACCGAUAUUUAUCUGCAUGUUUUAUCGGUUGGAAAUUUAUAUCCUCCUGAUAUACACUAUGAAUUUAUGGUACCAGCGCAAAAUAUGCCAUUUGACUAUGAAACAUCAAAUACCAAAUACUACUGGCGUAUUACUGAACGUUGGUCAGAAUGUUCCUCACUAUGUCAAGGUCAACAAAAACAAGAACUUAUUUGUGUUGAUGCAACAUCAAGUCGUGGAGUGAAUGAUAAUUUAUGUACUUCUCAACGACCACCAACAGAAACUCGAAUGUGCAAUAUUAACUGUACUAUCAAGUGGCGUACAAUACCAAUAGAUUCGUGCAGUGCAACUUGUGGACGUGGAGAAAGACGUCAAAAAAGUGAAUGCAUUCGCAGUUAUAAUGAUGGACAAAAAGUAACAAUUUCAAAUUCACACUGUCGGCAGUUAAAAAAACCAAGUGACCGUGCACAGUGUUAUGUUGAUUGCUCAGGACGCACAUGGACUUACUCUGAGUGGACACCGUGUUCGGAAUCAUGUGGUGUUUCUGGAGUCAGUCGUCGUCAAGCAUUUUGCAGCGAUCAGAACAAACGACGUUUAGAUGAUCGUUCUUGUGAGCAAGCAGUGAAGGAAAAAGUAGAAAAAGAAUGUAAUAGGAUUCCUUGCCCCAAAUGGGUCUACGGAGCAUGGAGCGAAUGCUCUCGAUCAUGCGAUGGUGGUGUAAAAGUACGACAUGCAUCUUGUCAAGAUGCUGCCGGUCGUGAAGUACAUCUGACUAUGUGCGAUAGCAAUGAAAAACAUGAUCGAGAGAAAUGUAAUAAUCAGAUUUGCACUCAAUGGAGAUUCGGCAAAUGGAGUGGUUGUUCGGUGAGUUGCGGCGAUGGUACUGAAAUGCGAGAUGCUGCCUGUAUUGAUCUCAAUGGUCGACAAGUUGAUCAGAGUUUAUGUGAUCCUCGUGAACGAAUCGUUCAAAAGCCAUGCCAUCGAAUGGUUUGUCCCAGUUGGCGUCUUGGAUCAUGGACUGCUUGCUCGGUGUCUUGUUCUGAUGGUUGGAAAACUCGACAUGUAUCAUGUGUUGAUGCUAGUGGACAUGUAGUAUCUGACGAGCAAUGUUUGAGGCAAGGUGAAGCUCGACCCCAGAGCCAUCAAACAUGUAAUCAGGGGCAGUGUCCAUUUUGGCGAACAUCUGAUUGGUCUAAGUGCUCUGUGUCUUGCGGUAUUGGAAUCAGAAAAAGAAAUGUUGAUUGCAUAUAUCGUGACCAAAUUGUUGAUGGCUCACUCUGUGCUGAUACACCAGUGUCAAAAGUUGAACAGUGCAGCUUACUUCCGUGUGCGAGAUGGGAAGUACUUCCUUGGUCCCAUUGCUCGGUUACAUGUGGUACUGGUAUUCAAUCCCGCAAUGUACAAUGCUUACGCGGAAAAUCCGUCUUACAUGAAAGUGAAUGUGACAUGGCAAUGCGUCCAAAAAUGGAGAAAACAUGUGAGCGUGACAACUGUGAAGCUCUCACUCAAAACAUCAUCGAUAAUGCUGUAAAUGAUCAGCCGAAAAUUCGAUGGGCUAUUGGACCGUGGUCAGAUUGUUCACAAACAUGCGGGAAUGGAACACAGCGUCGUCUUGUACUAUGCCGUGAUCAAGUUCGUGAUCUCACUGAUACGUACUGCCAACAUCUAGAACCUGUUGAAACUUAUCGAUAUUGUCAGAUAAAGCCUUGUGCUCAGUGGACUGUUGGACCUUGGAAACCGUGCUCGGUUACUUGCGGUGUACAUGCAACAACUGAUCGUCGUGUAAGUUGCGAAUCAACAGAAGUUAGUGAAAAAGUUCGAGAAACAGACUGUGACUUAACGAUUCGUCCGCAGUCAAUCAGAUCAUGUAAUCUGAAUCCUUGUCCAAUGGGUGAACCGCCUUUGGGAACUUGGAUUACCAAAGAUUGGGAAAAGUGUUCCGUUUCAUGUGAUGGUGGCUGGCGUAGACGUUUAGUCUUAUGUAAUACAAGAUUUUGUAAUGAAAAAGAGAAACCGGAUCAGUUUGAACGCUGUAAUCAGCAUAAGUGUGCUAAAGUAUCCAACGUUUGGCAAAUGUCACCUUGGUCUAAUUGUCCAGUGACCUGUGGUGGUGGUUUACAGAGACGCACAGUGUGGUGUGAAGAUGAAAAAACACGUGAACGCGUUGCAGAUACAGAAUGCUUAUUACCUGAAAAACCCACUAGUGUAAGAGAAUGCAGUACAGUAGAAUGCAAAGUAACCGCAAUAACAAACGAGUACUAUCAGUGGUAUGCAGGGAAAUGGAGUCCGGUACGUAUCUCUAGACGUAAAUAUCAUAGAAUACGUGGGACAUAG
Messenger RNA from Thelazia callipaeda (thelaziosis nematode), 3345 nucleotides. Lineage: Eukaryota; Metazoa; Nematoda; Chromadorea; Rhabditida; Thelaziidae. The record is from the annotation of a GenBank genome assembly.